AUGCACAAAAUUCACUAUUCUCAUCAAUAAUCUCCUUCUAAUACUCCAGGUUAGAGUUCAUCCCCUUCAUAGAAGACAUAAUUAGUACUCAAAUAAACAAAUAGAACUAUAACUUCAUAAGCAGAGAAUACAGUUUGUUACAAAAAGAAAAGCAAAACAACAAUGAAUGCAGAGAUUGAAUUGAAAAAACAACUACAAGUGCAGAGUCAACAAUACAAGGAAUUAGCUUUAAAAUAUGAAUUAUCAAUUUAGGAAAUUUAAAAGUACCAAAUGAUGAUUGAACGCAACAAUUAAAAGAGAAAUCAUGAGAAAUAACAACUACUAUCUGAAAUUUCUAUGUUAAAGAAACAAUUAGAAUAACGUAGUAAAUCUCAAAUAGAUUUGCAUGAGAAUGGAAUUCUUGGACAUUUAGUUAAUGAGGUAAAUCAAAAGGCCAUUUUGAUGGAAUUAUCUGAAUAUAAGGAUAAGUGCAAACAACUCUUAAACGAAUUGGAUACUAAGAAUCUUCAGUUAGAUUAUGUAACAAAGAAACUAAUAAAUACUCCCUCUUGUUAAGAAUUGAUUAAUUAAGUGCAGGAACUAACAAAAAAGUUGAAUGAGUAAGAAAGCAAACUACUUUAAUAUGAGAUGCAAUUAGAGAAGCAGCAAGCAAAUAAUAAUAAAUCUAAGUUUUUAUUUAGGGGAGCAGAAUACUUCAAUAAAAAGAUUUUAGAUACUGAUAUUUUUAGUUCUUCAAGCAAUAUACAAUCGACAAUGUCAAAUCAGAAUGAAAACUCCUCUUAGGGAUUGUCAAGUUAUAUAAAGUUAUGA
Molecule: messenger RNA, 810 nt
Organism: Paramecium tetraurelia
Lineage: Eukaryota; Ciliophora; Oligohymenophorea; Peniculida; Parameciidae
Exons: 5
Source: RefSeq, a predicted model, not a curated record